Molecule: messenger RNA, 1804 nt
Organism: Scleropages formosus (Asian bonytongue)
Lineage: Eukaryota; Metazoa; Chordata; Actinopteri; Osteoglossiformes; Osteoglossidae
Gene: rhd
Product: Rh blood group, D antigen
Exons: 11
Coding region: 127-1506 (459 amino acids)
Biological process (GO): ammonium homeostasis; ammonium transmembrane transport
Cellular component (GO): plasma membrane
Molecular function (GO): ammonium channel activity
Source: RefSeq, a predicted model, not a curated record
GCACGCGCUUGGCAACCAACUAGCCAAUAGGAAAGCGGGAUUGGAAAUGGCAGCGUAUCAAGCUGCUGUGCGCUGAGUGUUGAGUGACGUUGACAUGUCGGCGCUCGAUGCGUCUUUGAGCAACGAAUGAGGGAAAGAAAGCGCGCAGUGCGGCGAACCAGGAGUUUCUGCCGCUGCAAGAUAAAGACAAGACACACCCAGCGUGUCCAACAUCUGAGGUCUUCAGCAUUCCUCCUCAUCACUGCACCUCUGAUGGCUCCUCAAUAUGCCCCCAGCCUCUGGGCAGCCCUGCCUCUGCUGGCCUUUCUCCUGGAAACGCUCCUCAUCCUGCUUUUCACAUUCUGCAUUCAGUAUGAGCAGUGGGAAGUUAAAGAGUCUUCCUUCACCGAUAUCUAUGCAGAACUCCAGGAUGUCAGUGUCAUGGUCUUCUUUGGCUUUGGAUUCCUGGCUGCGUUCCUCACCCGGUACAGCUUCAGCAGCUUGGGCUUCAACCUGCUCGUGGCCUCAUUUGCGGUACAGUGGGCAGUGCUGAUGAAUGGUCUCCUGUUCUCCAUUUCUAAUGGAAAGAUCUCUGUCAGCAUGCGGAGUUUGACUGAAGCCCAGAUGUUUGCUGUAUCUGGACUCAUCUCCAUGGGUGCAGUAUUAGGAAAGACCAACCCAAUCCAUCUGCUCCUCCUGGCCCUGCUGGAGGUCACGGGGUUUGUAGCCAACACCUGGAUCCUUCGGACCUACCUGAAGGUACCAGCGGUGGACAGCAUCAUGAUGCUACACAUCUUUGGAGCCUUCUUUGGGCUGAUGACGUCGUGGGCUCUCCGGCGGGAGGGGCUGGAGCCCCGCCACUCAAAGGAGAAGGUGCACCGCAAGACUGGCUUGUUCUCAAUGAUGGGUGCGCUUUUCCUGUGGAUGUUCUGGCCCAGCUUCAACUCUGUGUUGAUUGACCACACCCUCCACGCUAAGAAGCUGAGCGUCAUCGGCAACACGUACCUGUCCUUGGCGGCCAGUGCUGUGAGCGCCUUUGUCUUCUCUGCACUGACCAGCCCUCGGGGGAAGAUGAAUGUGGUCCACAUCCAGAGUUCCAUGCUUGCAGGAGGAGUUGCCAUGGGGGUUCCAAUGUCAGCCAGCUGCACGCCAUGGGUCGCCGUCACCAUAGGACUUCUCGCUGGUCUUCUCUCCACUUUGGGAUUCCGAUACUUCAAGCCCUACCUGCAGGUCAACUUCGGUUGCCAUGACACCUGUAGCAUUCUUAGUGUCCACGGCCUGCCGGGAAUUCUGGGAUGGAUGGCCUAUAUGCUGAUAGAGGUGUCCCACUCUGAUGACCUCUCAAAGUCCCUGAGGUUUACCCUGUACCUCAUGUGUACUCUCAUCACCACCCUGGGUGUGAGCUUGGGCCUUGGAGCCAUCACAGGUGUCCUCCUCAAGUGGCGGGGCUGGAGACCACCCCAAGACAGGAAGUGCUUUGAUGAUCAGGCCUUCUGGGAGUUUCCACACCUAGCUGUGCACAAGUGAGCAGCGUAAGACAAGAGCAGAGAAAUCCAGAGUAGAACUCACGUGUGUAUAAAACCAACAUUUUCGUGCAUGUUCACUUCCUUCGUAACCCCAUCUCUCUUAGAGCAAUUAAAUUAAUCCUUUCAUUCAGCAGAACCUCUUGUGUCCAGGUUCUCCACUCAUCUUUAUCCUGUAAAACAAUUCUGCACUGACUGUUUGCUCAGCUCAACAGGGUGCAGCUGGAAACAAUUAGAACCACAGGUGAAAUUCAAUUCCAAAAAGAAAACUCCAUCUGAAUCAUGGGAUGCAGAUUUUAAUG